Messenger RNA from Bursaphelenchus okinawaensis, 2632 nucleotides. NCBI's taxonomy places the organism in Eukaryota, Metazoa, Nematoda, Chromadorea, Rhabditida, Aphelenchoididae. The record is from the annotation of a GenBank genome assembly.
AUGGGAAGUCGAACUAGGCUGAAUCUCGACUUCAACUCGAUAAAACAAGUUCAACAACCAUUGUAAGUGACUAUUUUUAUUUAUAAUAAAAAAAACUUUCUUUACAAACCAAAAAAUGGCAAGAACUUUCCUUAGAAAACAAAAAACGGCAAGAACUUUCCUUACAAAACAUAGAGUGGCAAGAACUUUCUUUACAACACAAAAAACGGCAAGAACUUUCCUUACAAAACAUAGAGUGGCAAGAACUUUCUUUACAACACAAAAAAUGGCAAGAACUUUCUUUAGAAACCAAAAAAUGGCAAGAACUUUCUUUACAAAACAAAAAAUGGCAAAAACUUUCUUUACAAAACAUAAAAUGGCAAGAAUUUUCUUUACAGAGACAUAUUGACCACAACACCAGGCCAACUACAGUUCUCCCCAGAUGUAUCAUGUACAGUAACUGCCAGUGAUUUGGUCGAAAGCGCAGUUAUAGGACAAGGCAACUAUGGUGGUAUAGUGACGAGAAUGAUACAUAAAGACACUGGGAAUGUCAUGGCAGUUAAGGUAGGGGUGUUUUUGAGCGGGGGGGGAUGUGUUUUUGAAAAUUUUAAAAAAUAUAAAAAAAUUUAAAAAAAAAUUUUUUUUUGAAAUUUUAAAAAAUUAAUUUUUUUUAAUUGCCGUUUCAGAGAGUCAGAGCCAAUGGUAUAAACGCAGACGAGAGAGAAAAAAUGUUGAGAGAGUUGAAAAUCAUCAUUGAAGUACAAAAUUGCCCUGAUAUAGUACGCUUCUAUGGGGCACUGUUUCAGGAUGUAAGUUGUAAAGAAAGUUCUUGCUAUUUUUUGUUUUGUAAAGAAAGUUCUUGCCAUUUUUUGUUUUGUAAAGAAAGUUCUUGUAAAUUUUUUGUUUUGUAAAGAAACUUUUUGCCAUUUUUUGUUUUGUAAAGAAAGUUCUUGCUAUUUCCUGUUUUGUGAAGAAAGUUCUUGUAAUUUUUUGUUUUGUAAAGAAAGUUCUUACCAUUUUUUGUUUUGUAAAGAAAGUUCUUGCCAUUUUUUAGUUUGUAAAGAAAGUUUUUGUCAUUUUUUGCUUUGUAAAGAAAGUUCUUUCCAGGGUGAUUGCUGGAUCUGUAUGGAGCUGCUGGACUGUUCCCUCGACAAAUUCUACAAAGAAGUCUACAAAAACAACGAAAAGUUGCCAGAAGACGCUGUAGGCUUCGUCACAGCGUCCGUAGUACGAGCUUUAAGGUAUCUGAAGAAGGAGUUAAACAUUAUCCAUAGGGAUGUGAAGCCUUCGAACAUGUUAUUGGACCGAAAAGGCUAUGUCAAGCUGUGUGAUUUCGGUAUCAGCGGGUAUUUGGUGGAUUCCAUAGCCAAGACACAGGAUGUUGGGUGUCAGAUUUACAUGGCGGUAAGGGAUUUUGAUUGUAUUUGGGGCCGACAAUAACCCGCCAUGCUUUUUCUGUAAUUUCUUGUAAAAAAUGGCGGGUUCUUUAUCACUCACCGUAUAAUAGGGGUAGGUGAUAUAAAAGGGGAAACAUGGGUUUGGCGGACUGCGGGUGACAAGUUAUACGAUAAAUAACAUUUUGUUUUGAGUUUUGGAAUUAUAAGAUUUGUAAAGAAAGUUUUUGCCAUUAGGAGUUUGGAAAGGAAGUUUUUGCCAUUUUCUGUUUUGUAAAGAAAGUUCUUGCUUUUUCUUGUUUUGUAAAGAAAGUUGUUGCUAUUUUUAGCUAUGUAAAGAAAGUUCUUGCUAUUUUUUGUUCUGUAAACAAAGUUCUUGUCAUUUUCUAGCUAAUUGUUUCAUUUUCAGCCGGAACGUUUAUCAGAACGCCGUUAUGGGAUACGAUCAGAUAUCUGGUCGUUAGGUAUUUCACUUGUCGAGAUUUGUAUAGGCUACUUCCCUUAUAUUGGUUGGAAGACGGUGUUUGAUCAAUUACAGUCGGUUGUCAAUGGUGAUCCGCCCUACUUAACUGCUGGUUACUAUUCAGUCGAUUUAUGCGAUUUUGUUAAUCAGUGGUAAGUUUUUUUUGUAUGUAGUGUAGUAAUGUAAGAUUAAGUUGGGUAUAAAUGUUAAAUGGGGGGGGGGAGGGAGGAAGCUAACGUACUGUAAAAUGCAGUAAUGGUACUGUAGGGUAAGGUAGGUAGGGCAGUCUUCUUACUUAAGGGCGGGACAGUAUAAGAUAAAGUACGGUAGGGCAAGGCUAUUACUGUGGAGUAGGGUUGGUAUAGGUUACGGUAAGGGUAGGGUAGGGUAGGGUAGGGUAGGGUAGGGUAGGGUAGGGUAGGGUAGGGUAGGGUAGGGUAGGGCAGGGUAGGGUAGGGUAGGGUAGGGUAGGGUAGGGUAGGGUAGGGUGGGAUACAGGACGGUACAAUAAGGUACGAUAACGUAGUACAAGGCAUGGUAAGGUAAAGCAAUGUGGUUAAGGUACUGUAGGGUAAAAUACAGUACAAUAACAUACUGUAAUCUUAAUUCCAAGUUAGUAUUUAAAAACUUUUUUAGUUUGAUCAAAGACCCUCAACAUCGGCCGAACUUUGACCAGCUGACCGAACAUGUCUUUUUCAAAACUCACAAUCGUACUGACAUAGCAUCGUUAGCGCAACAACGUAUUGAGUUCGGUGCAUAUGUGGAGAAGUUUGUAGAAAAUGCACAAAAAUUGUAA